This is a messenger RNA of Striga asiatica, 438 nucleotides long. The record is from the annotation of a GenBank genome assembly. NCBI's taxonomy places the organism in Eukaryota, Viridiplantae, Streptophyta, Magnoliopsida, Lamiales, Orobanchaceae.
AUGCUAGGCAAGCCCGGUUUGCGCCACUGCGUUCAAUCGAACAUCCUCACCACUCCUGUUGCCGUUUGGGACGAAAUCUUCGAGUUCGACGUUUUUAGCGUUUCUUAUCAACAUUCCGGUGACCCCCGCUGGGAAGACUUGCGUUUCAUAUUCGAGGAGGUGUACUCUACAAACCCAACUUCUGAAGUUGUUCAUGACUGCAACUCUACAAACGAAGACAAUUCCUAUCACAAUGCUUUGCAGAAGCUUUGUAGUCGCAACAAUGCUCAUCCCCAACACGGUGGUCCACACGAUGCCUCGUCCGAAAGCUCCGUCAACACGCAUGCCCAUGUAUUAAUUAAUAGGGUGUGUAGUCGAACGCCAUUGCGCAUUCAACGACCACAACACAAGCCAGACCCGGCUUCUUGCAAGGGUUCGACUGGCGAUUCACACGUUUAA